CUGCAUAAUUCGCAGCAUAGAGCGGAGCGAGAGAAAACGUCAAAACUGACAUUUUUAUCUCCGAACCAACCAGACGACCAUCUUUAUUUGUCGUGCUACUCCAGCUAAAAAAUGCUGUCUCGUGCUGCCCUUUUGUCCGCUGCAAAGAGACCCACGGCUCUGGUUCUUGCUCGUGGAUCAGCUAGUGGCACCGAUACUAACCGCCCAGUGCGACCUGAGAACCCUGGAAAGGUCCGGAUGGGAUUUCUGCCGGAAGAAUGGUUCACGUUCUUCUAUAACAAAACCGGUGUCACAGGACCAUACGUGUUUGGCGCUGGUUUGAUGACCUAUCUGUGCUCCAAGGAAAUUUAUGUUAUGGAGCACGAGUACUACAACGGCCUGUCGCUUGCAAUCAUGGUUAUUUUUGCCGUUAAAAAGCUGGGGCCAGCUGUUGCUGCGUAUUGCGACAAGGAAAUCGACAGAAUCGAAGGCGAGUGGAGACAGGGCCGAGAAGAUAGCAUUAAGCAGCUGGAUGAGGCUAUCGAAGAUGAAAAAAAAGAACAGUGGCGUGCUGAAGGCCAAACGUUGUUGAUGCAAGCCAAGAAGGAAAAUGUAGCCCUUCAACUGGAAGCUGCUUAUCGCGAUCGAGCUAUGACUGCUUAUCGCGAAGUCAAGAAGCGUCUGGAUUACCAGGUAGAGCGUCAAAACGUCGAACGUCGCAUCUCGCAGAAGCAUAUGGUUGAUUGGAUCGUAAACAACGUGGUCAAAUCGAUUACUCCUGAUCAGGAGAAAGAAACCUUAAACCGAUGCAUUGCCGAUUUGGGAGCUAUUGCCUCCAGAGCUAAGUAAACAUGUGCUAUAAAGACCCAAUUGGCGGGUACUAGUGGUGAAAUAAAAUAUUCGUUUGAAAUAAAGAUCUUUCCGAAUAAAUAGAACGAUUUGAGUUAA
Molecule: messenger RNA, 927 nt
Organism: Uranotaenia lowii
Lineage: Eukaryota; Metazoa; Arthropoda; Insecta; Diptera; Culicidae
Gene: ATPsynB
Product: ATP synthase subunit b, mitochondrial
Exons: 4
Coding region: 112-828 (238 amino acids)
Biological process (GO): proton motive force-driven ATP synthesis
Molecular function (GO): proton transmembrane transporter activity
Source: RefSeq, a predicted model, not a curated record